Messenger RNA from Suncus etruscus (white-toothed pygmy shrew), 954 nucleotides. Its product is annotated as olfactory receptor 5AP2. The transcript has a single exon. Gene Ontology annotation, molecular function: G protein-coupled receptor activity; odorant binding; olfactory receptor activity. The record is from RefSeq and is a predicted model, not a curated record. Gene Ontology annotation, cellular component: membrane. Lineage: Eukaryota; Metazoa; Chordata; Mammalia; Eulipotyphla; Soricidae. Gene Ontology annotation, biological process: sensory perception of smell; G protein-coupled receptor signaling pathway. The coding region runs from base 1 to 954 and encodes 317 amino acids.
AUGACCAGAUAUAUGAAAGAGGUCGAACACAGGAAUCAUACAGAAGUGAUAGAAUUCAUCCUCUUGGGGUUGUCUGAUAAUCCAGAUUUGCAAAUUGUCCUCUUUGUAUUGUUUCUUUUAAUCUAUAUUGCUACUAUGGUGGGUAAUUUAGGCAUGAUCAUAUUAAUUAAGAUUGAUCCUUCUCUUCACACUCCCAUGUACUUCUUUCUCAGCAGUCUCUCUUUUGUUGAUGCUUCAUAUUCCUCUUCUGUGACUCCUAAGAUGCUGGUAAACCUUGUGAGUGAGAAUAAGGCCAUUUCUUUUAACGGAUGUGCAGCCCAGUUCUAUUUCUUUGGCUCCUUCCUGGGAACAGAAUGUUUUCUAUUGGCUAUGAUGGCAUAUGACCGCUAUGCAGCCAUUUGGAAUCCUCUUCUAUACCCAGUUCUCAUGUCUGGAAGAGUUUGUUUUUUAUUAGUAGCAAUCUCCUUCUUAGCAGGUUUUGGGAAUGCUGCCAUACACACAGGGAUGACUUUCAGAUUGUCUUUUUGUGACUCUAAUAGGAUCAACCAUUUUUACUGUGACACCCCACCAUUACUCAAACUGUCUUGUUCUGAUACUCACAUCAAUGGCAUUGUGAUCAUGGCUUUCUCCAGUUUUAAUGUCAUUAGUUGUGUUUUGAUUGUCCUCAUUUCCUACCUUUGUAUUCUAAUUGCCAUUUUGAGAAUGCGCUCAACAGAGGGAAGAUAUAAAGCCUUCUCUACCUGUGCCUCCCAUCUCAUGGCUGUCACCAUAUUUUUUGGAACAAUUCUUUUCAUGUAUUUGCGUCCAACAUCUAGUUACUCAAUGGAGCAAGACAAGAUUGUUUCUGUCUUUUAUACAGUUGUGAUACCCAUGUUAAACCCUCUCAUCUAUAGUUUGAAAAAUAAGGAUGUAAAAGGAGCCCUAAAGAAGAUAUUGAGGAAAAACAUGCUGUAA